This is a messenger RNA of Paraphaeosphaeria sporulosa, 1800 nucleotides long. Its product is annotated as 6-phosphogluconate dehydrogenase-like protein. Bases 238 to 1800 code for a protein of 520 amino acids. The record is from RefSeq and is a predicted model, not a curated record. The transcript is spliced from 4 exons. Gene Ontology annotation, molecular function: NADP binding; phosphogluconate dehydrogenase (decarboxylating) activity. Gene Ontology annotation, biological process: pentose-phosphate shunt; pentose-phosphate shunt, oxidative branch. Gene Ontology annotation, cellular component: cytosol. Lineage: Eukaryota; Fungi; Ascomycota; Dothideomycetes; Pleosporales; Didymosphaeriaceae.
CCACAUCCAUGAUCCAUCCCUUCGUCACUCCGGAGUCAUCAUCACCAUCGUUAAUCAGAGGAUAUAUUAAGCAUUCUGUCCAAUCUUCCGCCAUGGUUCUUUCUUUUCUCGACAGCAUUGUUCACUACCAAGAUCCCAAUUCGCCGCAACUCUCCAGCCUUGCCUAUCUGUAUAUUGCUUGUUUGCUGGGUGCCAUAUUGAUCUCGUCGGACAUUCGCAUUCGCAGAGAUCGCAGUGAUGCCGGAGUUUAGUUCAAUUGCGAUGAUCGGGUGCGGAAGCAUGGGGGGCGGAAUGGCGAUGUUGUUUGCCGAGAACGGAGUGAACGUUUCGUUGUCGGACCCUGCGGAAGCGACAAUGGAUUCAUUGAUCGACAAGGCCGAGAAAGCAGGAUAUCACGGAAAGCUUUCCAAGUACACAGACUACAAAUCUCUCUGCAGCUCACUCUCACAACCGCGGCUUCUAUUCUCCUCUCUACCCCAUGGAAAUGUCGGUGACAAGGUGCUCGAAGGUUUGAUGCCUAAUCUCUCACGGAAUGACAUCAUCCUCGAUUGUGGCAACGAACAUUUCGAGAAUACCGAGCGUCGACAGAAGAGAUGCACUGAGCCAGGGAUCCGAUAUAUCGGCUGCGGAGUCAGCGGUGGGUACCAAGCCGCACGCGCUGGACCUUCAAUGUGCCCUGGUGGUGACAAAUCUGCCCUCGAGGAAGUGCUGCCUUUGCUCAAGAGCGUCGCUGCGAAAGAUAAGAAUGGGAAAUCAUGUGUGGGCAUCGUUGGUACCGGAGGAUGUGGCCACUAUGUGAAGAUGAUUCACAACGGUAUCGAGCAUGGAAUGAUGAGCGCUAUCUCCGAAGCAUGGGGCAUCAUGAGGAAGAUGAGUCUAGGCUACGAAGAGAUUGGCUACAUCUUCGCAAAAUGGAACGGUUCAGGCGAACUGAGAGGAACGUUCCUUGUCUCGAUCGGCUCUGAUCUCUCACACAAGCGCGAAUCAGGGCCCACGGACGAUAGAACCUCAGGAAACCACCCUCUUGUCAUCUCCGAGGUCCUCGACAAAGUCGUCCAAGAUAUUACUGGCGAGGAAGGCACAGGCGUUUGGUCCAACACCGAAGCGAUCGAACAACAUAUUCCCGCCUUCACGCUAAACAUAGCUCAUGGCUUCCGCCUUGCAUCGGCCUACCGUGGUAGCCGUGAAGAAGCAAACACAACUUUCGCCGGCGGGUUCCCUCCUCAGACGCUCGAGAUCCCAGAUCGAACCGCAUUCCUAGAAGACCUCAGGAGAGCAACAUACGCCGCAUGCGUAGCAUCCUUCAUCCAAGGUCUCAACACCAUCGCCGCAGCUGACAAAGCGCAUGGAUGGAACGUCAACUAUGCCGAAGUAUGGCAGAUAUGGCGCGCAGGCUGCAUCAUUCAGGCCGACUACAUAUCCGACGAACUUCUGGCGCCGGUCCUCAGAGCACCGAACGCGAAUCACUCGACUAUCAACCUCCUUAGUAAUGACAAAGCUGCAAGCUCGCUGCGGCAUUGCUACCCGUCGCUUCGCCGCGUUGUUGCGAAAGCUGUUGAGACAGACCAAGUCGCUCCGGCGCUCGGUGCAACGCUUGAGUACUUCAAAGUCGUCACUGGCACGGACCUGCCGACGUCCUUUUAUGAAGCGGAGCUGGACUACUUCGGCUCGCACAUGUUCGACAAGAAGGGUGAUCAAGACAAGGAAGUCAAGAAGCCAAUGGAGGGGAAGCACCACUUCGAGUGGAAGCCUGCGGUCAGCCAGAAUGACACGUACGGAUAUAUCGGGACGAAGCAGUAG